CUCUUUGUUAAUACUUAACUUUCAUUAUCAAAAGUCAAUCAUGGUCAAUAGCACAAAUGUUUCAACAAAAGAAUUGUUGUACACAUGCAUUCUCAAGAGAUGCAGCAGGCUUUGACAAAAACUAAAACUUUUGGAGGACUCAAUUAGGGUCAUGAAAUAGGUUAUUUCCAUUAUUAGAUUCAUUUCAUACUAAAUCAAGAUGCCUAAGAAAAAAGGAGGAAAGAAGUCUGGUGGAAAGCUGUCUAAAAUGACAGAAGAGGAAAGAUUGGCGUAUGAAGAACAGAAAAGACUUCAAGAAGAGGAAAUGAAAAAGAAGAAAGAAGACAUGUUAACACAGUUCUUAAAGGACAAACUAUCAAAAGAAGAACGAGCAACCAAAUACAAUUUAAACAAACUGAAUCAUCAAUGGAGAAACAUAAUGAGAGAGGCUAAAUCUAAAGAACUACGCAAAGAAAUUGAAAUUCUCAGUCAGACAUUUGAAAGAAUCGUAGACAGGAAAGAUGCCACGAUUAAAUCUCUCGCCAAAGAUUUACAGGAAGCAGAGGAACAAUAUGCUAUGGCUCUCCGUAGUCAUUUACAGGCUGUUGAUAGUUUAUUUGACAUACAAGAAGAAAGGUUAAACAAAUUACAGAUAUAUUAUGAAGAUGAGUUAGCCCUUAUCCGGGAAGAAUUUGACACGGAAAGAGCACUUAUGAUAGAACAGCAUGGGGUUGAAAUGAAUGAUAUAGCUGACAUUUUGUUUGCUAUGGAUCAAAACUUCCAAGAUCGUGAAAAUGAGGCGCGAGCUGAAUUUGAAAGUUUUUGUGAUGAAAUUAAAAACAAGGAUACUGAGGAGAAACAUGGGUUAAAGGUCCUCCUGUUUGAAAAACAAAAAGAAUUAAUGAGACAGUUUGAGCAGGCUUUGGAUGCCUAUCUAAAUUCUACAAAAAGUAGGAAGAAUGAAUUUGAGGAAUAUAAACGCAAAGAUGAUCAUGCUGCACAGGAAAUAGAUUCACAGAUGAGAAGAAUUAAUAAGUUAUCGGACAAUAUUUCACAAUUGAAAAAUAAAAUGAUGGCCAAUGCAAAAGAAUGUGAAGAAAGAAAUAAACAACUGAAAGAGGAAAGAGAAAAGAUGUUAGCCCACUUUCAAGAUUUGAAAGCACAGAUGAAUAAGUUACGAGAGCGAGAGAGGGACAAGCUAACAAAAAUGACACUAGAAAGUAAUUCUGCUAUGAAAGAACUAAAAAGACAAAAUGAGAAGGUCACUGUGAUAUUGAAACUAGCCGAAAUGUGCCGUAAGCUUGAGACUGAAGAGGAGAAGGUGCUUCCAUUCUAUGCCUCCUCUCUGACUCAGGAGGAACAGGAUGAUGUCCAAACAGCCAUGUUAGAACGAGGUUAUGAACCCCUGGCUCAGAUCAUGCAUGAAUAUUCUUCAAUGGAAAAUUUCUGGAAGAGAUUUAACAAAGUAUUCUUAGACAAGUUAGCUCUAGAUAAAGAAAAGAUGGGUCUAGUCCAAGAAAACCAACAGCUGCGAACCCUACUGAAGCAGUACCUGGAUGGAAUCUCUGUCAAUGAUGAAAUUAUCAGCCAAGUCAAUCCAUUGUUUAUUGUCAACAAUAAAACAAAUGUCAAACUAAAUGUUCCAGUGACAGAUCCACGUGUACAGAGACCCGUAGCACAGACUGUUGUAGAGGCAGCCCAUGUGGUCAGACAUGUUUUACCAUCAUAGUGAACUAAGGCACUUCUAAGACAUCUGUGUAUCUUUUUAUUUAUUCAUUUUGAAAUGAGAGCAUUGAUAGGCAUCAUAACAUAUCCUGAAUAUUAAAUAACCCAUGAAAUUAACCAUAAAGUGUGUAUGUUGAGUGGCUAAGUAAUUAUGAAAAAUUUAUAAUUUGUUUUCAAAAUUACAUGAAAUUAAGUGAGUUAUUUCCCCUGAUUUUGUUGUUAUGCUGUACAUUCUAUACAAAUUUAAUUUUUUAAAUGUCUAAGUAGACAAGGGCAACCUCUUGUCGGACACAUUUUGAUUCUGUUGUUUGCUAGUAAGAAGAAAUAUUUUUUCUACAAUUUUUUUUAGUAGUUAUAACCAAAAUAAAUGCAUUUCCUUAUGUGCAAAAUCCAUACUUAUUCAUCUGACAAUUUAUACAUUCAUUAUUUAUUUACAAUAAUUUAUUUUUAUAAUUCAGGUGAACAAACUUACAGCAUUUUUACCGAUUUUUGCAUUUUUUUUUACUGUGUUGUUCCUUUUUCUAAUGCAUGUAUUUGUAACAUUUUAUUUUGAUAAAAUAACAUUUUAUUUUGCAAUGACACCACUAAAACCAUUGAUGAAAACUGCAUUUAAAUUCCGGUGAAAUAAUUUUCAUUUUAAUUGUUUCUUAUUUUCACAAACACAUUCAAGUUUGGGAAAACCAUGUUAUAUUUUCAAAUUUGCUGCCAUAUUGUUACUUUAAAUGAAUGUCAUAGAAUUUAACUAAGGUUUAAUUUGUCAUUUUUGCAUCAAAAAAAAGUAUACUGGUAUAUAAAAAUCCUAUGCUUGAAUAGCAGCAUUUUUAACAAUGGAUGUCCAUGCAGUGACAUAAAAAAAAUGUAUUUGGUGGAGAACCAAUAUAUAAUUAUGUAAUCCUGUUUAAAAUUUGUUUUCUGAAAUUAUGAAGAAUUGAUAUCAUCUUAUAACUUCAAGCUACAGCUGUGAUAUUUCAAAGACAAAUUUUAUGCAUUUUUUGUAAAUAUUGUGUUGUUAUAUAUAUUAUUUGUUGGUAUUUUCUAUGGUAAACAUAGCUUUACAAUUUAUUUUUGAAAUAGGUCAAUGCAUGCAUUUUCAGAUACAGUAAAUGUAUCAUAUAUUUUUAAUUGUCUUUACAAUGGAAUGAAAGUUAUAUAAAAUUUAGCAAAUCGUGCGGUUGACAGUUAAAUACACCUAUUUUACAGAUUAGCAAAAAUCACCAACCCACCCUUAAAGUAAAGGUUCCACUAUUAUUUUUCUUGUUCAAUUUAUUCAUGCAUUGGCCAAUUAUGAGCUCUGUGAUAUAAGAUUAUGGACUUUAAUCAUUUUUAUGCACUGAUUAAAUGGACAAUCAUUAUUGCAAACAAUGUAAGUUUUUUACUAAUGAUUUUUUUUUUAAUGUUAUUUAGAUUUUAAUGUUGUUUUUUAUAUACUUUUUGCAUUUAGUUUAAUCAAUAAAGUAUGCUUUUAUUUUUCUAAUCUAUACUUUUUCAUAGGUGUAACGAUGUAAGAUUAAACCACCAUUUUCUUGACUUUUCCCUUUUGUAAAGGCAUAAAAAAGAGAUAAUAUUUAGUGACAUUGCACAGAUAGAUAACAUGUCUGUAGUUUCUAGGGGACACCUAAAUAUUGUCUUACAUUCAUAAUAAAAAUAGGUUACCAUGGUAUAAAAUUGCAAUCAAAUUAUAUUUCCCACCUUAAAUAAUGAUGUUCAGGGAUUAAGGAUUCUAGAAUUUAUUUUCUGCAUUUAUAUUUUCACUUGCUCCUUCGAGGCCUAUGUUGCAGAGUGGUCACUGCAUCACUAGCCUGUCAAAUCUGAGGAAUUGACUAAAUUUUAAUUUAUUAAGAUUGUUAGUUUUCCUGGGUACUUAGGCUUCCUCCACUGAUAAAAACUUCCUGCCAUGAAACUACAUAAUAGUUUGGAAAGCAGCAUUAAACAGCAACUAAUUAAUCGCAUUAACUCUUGUAGAUUUCGACCAUAGUUUUUUGAAGGAAAAUAUAAACUUAUGAGUGUUUAAAAUUCAAAAUUAACUACUGCAAAAAGUCAUUUACAACCAUAAAUCCCUUAAAUCCAGCAAAAAAUCAUUAAUUUAUUCAAUUAUUUCAGUAGUUCUUAUUUUAAUACAUGAUAUGGAUAUCCCUUUUUGACAAAAAUCUGGUCUGAUCUGCCCUUUUAUUCUAUGGUUGUGAACCCCUCUGCCCUAAAAACUGAUUAAUUCAUCCUCAUAUACAUCCAUUCUAACUGCAUUUAUGAGGGUCUUGGUGGAGUUUUCAGUAUAGAGAAAAAUAUGACAAUAAAUAAAGAAUAGAAAGUAAAAUAAGGUGCUACAUCAUGUACAUGUAUAAAGAAUUGAGAUACAAAUGGCAUAUACUAAAAUGUAGAUCCCCAUCCAGACACUCUUGUUUAUUGUUCUUAAUUUUACAAAAUUUGAUAUGACAUUUAGAGCAAGAUAUGUUUUAUAUAAUUGAAUUUUAAUGAAGUGCAGAUGUGAUUUUGAUAUCUGUUUUUGUAGGCUUUUAUAUUUUGUUAAGCAUUUGUUGUUUAAAGCAAGUUUAAUUUUAUAUUAACAAUU
Mytilus trossulus (common blue mussel) is the source of this 4270-nucleotide messenger RNA. RefSeq names its product dynein regulatory complex subunit 2-like. The record is from RefSeq and is a predicted model, not a curated record. The coding region runs from base 200 to 1708 and encodes 502 amino acids. Gene Ontology annotation, biological process: cilium-dependent cell motility; regulation of cilium movement; axonemal dynein complex assembly. The transcript has 10 exons. Gene Ontology annotation, cellular component: axonemal dynein complex; axoneme. Lineage: Eukaryota; Metazoa; Mollusca; Bivalvia; Mytilida; Mytilidae.